Lepisosteus oculatus (spotted gar) is the source of this 5377-nucleotide messenger RNA. It is a transcript of the gene tshz3b, whose product is annotated as teashirt zinc finger homeobox 3b. Lineage: Eukaryota; Metazoa; Chordata; Actinopteri; Semionotiformes; Lepisosteidae. Gene Ontology annotation, molecular function: DNA-binding transcription factor activity, RNA polymerase II-specific; DNA binding. The record is from RefSeq and is a predicted model, not a curated record. Gene Ontology annotation, cellular component: nucleus. Gene Ontology annotation, biological process: regulation of transcription by RNA polymerase II.
ACCUACUAUCGGCCACACAAAGAAAGGGAAAAAAAGUGCUAUUAGCAGCCAAGAAAGUGUUUGGCAAAGCUGCUGAUCCAUGUUCAUAAAGCAGUUGAAACACAGUUAGGGUCCAUCCCCUCCUUCUGAUGUACAUUAUUACAACAAGGGACACCCAAUCAAGCGCGUAUCUCAUCGAUUCAGACCGCUCUCAAAUGGAUUUUGUAUAUGCACUUGGGCAAAAUAACCCUGUGAGCCAGUCUAUCAAAGGCAAUUCUGUCCACUUCUGCUAAUAUUUGCCUUCCCUUCCGUGACAUCGAAAACGAUAUUCAAGUACAGCGCGAAGGGGGCUGCAAGUCACUUGGAUUUUCAUCUGAUGGCUUCAGCAACCAGCAAAAUUAAAUAGGCUACUAGCCUGCUUUUCAAAUUAUGUCUGUUUGGGAACAGAUUGCACAUGGAUAGUCACCAGAAUAACUUGCCUGUUGCAGCUCCCAGCGCUGAGUGAGGAUCGCACUAAGGCAGAAGCUUUUUUCACUGUACUAUCCGUCUCCACACUGUGAUAUCCAAGUCGGGGGGUGCGGAGGGGGGGAAGAGAGAGAGAGAGAGAGAUCAGCCUCUCCUUCAGAUCUGCCUUUUCUUCAGUGUCUUGACUUUUUGUUUGAAAACUGCCGAUCUAUGCCAGCCUGCUGAAAGCGCCCCAGGUAUCGUGUAUGAAAGCAAGGCAAUCAAAGAGGAGCGGACCAGCUCGGAAUCAAGGCGGCUAGAGGAACUCUUCAGAAACCCUAAAACAAGCAUGCCGCGGAGGAAACAACAAGCGCCCAGGCGCGCAGCAGCCUAUGUUCCAGAUGAGCUAAAGGCUGCAGCGUUGGUGGAUGAAGAGCUUGAAGGAGAUGACUCUGCUGUGGAAGAGGAACCCCCCGUGAAGUACAUGUGCUCAGAAAAGGACUUCUUAAAAGACUCCCAGAGCUACCAGGACUCCCCUGCCGCGGAGUUCUCCAGCCAUGAAAUGGACAGCGAGUCACAUCUGAGUGAAGCCAGUGACCGCAUGUCAGACUUUGAGAGUGCUUCGGUUAAAAAUGAGGAGGAGAGCAAAGAGGCACUAGUCUCAAGCGAAGACACCCCAGCCGCAGACAGCCUUGAACAGAUGAAGGCAAUCUACAAUACCUUCCUGACCAACUCCUACUGGUCUUCUCUAAACCUGAACCUCAGCCAGGGUGCAGCUGAUAAACCCCAGGGCAGCAGCAGCAGCAGCAGCAGUAGCAGCAGCAGUAGCUGUGGUAGUGGCAGCUUUGACUGGCACCAGUCCGCCAUGGCGAAAACAUUGCAGCAAGUUUCUCAGAACAGGCUCCACCCUGAACCCAGCCUUUUCAGCACUGUCCAGCUCUAUCGGCAAAGCAGCAAACUGUAUGGUUCCAUCUUCACUGGUGCCAGCAAAUUCCGUUGCAAAGACUGCAGUGCUGCCUAUGAUACGCUGGUGGAGCUGACAGUACACAUGAAUGAGACUGGCCAUUACCGCGAUGACAACCACGAGACAGACAACAACAACCCUAAGCGCUGGUCCAAGCCACGUAAACGCUCCUUGCUAGAGAUGGAAGGUAAAGAGGAUGCUCAGAAGGUCCUCAAGUGCAUGUAUUGUGGCCACUCCUUUGAGUCUUUGCAGGACCUCAGCGUCCACAUGAUCAAGACGAAACACUACCAGAAAGUGCCUCUCAAGGAGCCUGUGACCCCUGUGGCAGCCAAAAUAAUCUCCUCAACCCGAAAAAGGGCCCCCAUUGAGCUGGACCUCCCCAGCUCCCCGGAUUCCUCAGCAGGGACACCCAAACCUUCCUUAACAGACCCCAGUGAUGCCCUUCAGAAGGCCUCCAAUCCCUACAUUACUCCAAACAACCGUUACGGACAUCAGAAUGGUGCCAGCUAUGCCUGGCAAUUUGAAUCACGGAAAUCCCAGAUUCUCAAGUGCAUGGAAUGUGGGAGUUCCCAUGACACACUGCAAGAACUGACUGCACACAUGAUGGUAACAGGUCACUUCAUUAAGGUGACCAAUUCAGCAAUCAAGAAAGGCAGGCCCAUUGUGGAAGCCCCUGCUACACCAGUGCCAACCACCCCUGCUGAGGAAAAAGUUCAGUCUGUUCCUUUAGCUGCCACAACUUUCUCCCCCCCGGCUGCUGCACCAUCCAGUGUCUCCCCAAAGCUGAGUGUAGAGAUAAAGAAAGAAGAGAAAGAAGAAGAGUGUACUAAGGAGUUUAUUAAAGAAAAGAAGCCAGAUGAGGAGGAGGAGAAGUUUGACAUCUCCUCCAAAUACAACUACCUGACAGAAGAUGACCUGGAGGAGAGCCCUAAGGGAGGAUUUGACAUCCUGAAGUCACUCGAAAACACAGUGACAUCUGCUAUUAAUAAAGCGCAGAACGGUGCCCCAAGCUGGGGUGGUUACCCUAGCAUCCAUGCUGCUUAUCAGCUCCCCAAUAUCAUGAAACUGUCACUGGGGUCAUCUGGGAAAAGCUCUCCUUUAAAAUGCAUGUUUACAGGCGGAGAAAUUUUAUCCCCCACCAAAAGCCAGCCACUAGUCUCUCCACCUAGCAGCCAGACCUCACCUCUGCCAAAAAAUAAUUUCCAUGCCAUGGAAGAACUGGUUAAAAAAGUCACAGAGAAGGUGGCCAAAGUGGAAGAGAAAAUGAAGGAGCCUGAGGUGAAGACGUCUCCCCUGAGGCGAAUGACACCUUCCCCUUGCAGCAGUGAACCUGGAGAGUCUACAAAAGGCGAUUCCCCGAAAGAAAGCAGAGCUAAAAGCCCCGAGGGCAAUGCAGGCAGUAACAUGAACAAUGAGGCCCUCACAAAAGAAUCCGUUGAGAAUGGGACAGACUCUGUAAAACUCCCUGCCGCUAGUAUAUGUAGCAGCACUGCCAUUAUCACUGACCACCCUCCUGAGCAGCCCUUUGUUAACCCUUUAAGUGCGCUUCAGUCUGUAAUGAAUGUCCACCUGGGCAAAGCUGCCAAGCCAGCACUCCCCGCCCUGGACCCUAUGAGUAUGCUCUUCAAAAUGAGCAACAGCCUGGCAGAAAAAGCUGCAGUAGCCACUCCACCCAUCCAGACCAAAAAAGCAGAGAAUUUGGACCGCUAUUUCUAUCAUGUCAACAAUGACCAGCCUAUAGAUUUGACGAAAGGCAAGAGUGACAAAAGCUGCUCUUUGGGUUCAGCGCUUUUGUCAUCCACAUCGACAUCGUCUGCUUCUCCUUCAUCCGCAGUGACAACAGCAAAGACAUCUGCAGUCGUGUCAUUCAUGUCAAACUCCCCGCUACGCGAGAAUGCCUUGUCAGAUAUCUCUGAUAUGCUGAGGAAUCUGACAGAAAGUCACACAUCAAAAUCCUCUACACCUACCAGCCUGUCUGAGAAGUCAGAUGUGGAUGGCACUACCCUUGAGGAGCCAGAGGAGAUCUCCCCAGCCCAGAAACGCAAGGGGCGCCAGUCUAACUGGAACCCCCAGCACCUGCUUAUCCUUCAGGCCCAGUUUGCUGCCAGCUUGAGGCAAACAUCAGAUGGGAAGUACAUCAUGUCAGACCUUAGUCCCCAAGAGAGGAUGCACAUCUCAAGGUUUACAGGACUCUCCAUGACCACCAUAAGCCACUGGCUAGCCAAUGUAAAGUACCAGCUGAGAAGGACAGGUGGAACCAAGUUCCUAAAGAACCUGGACUCAGGACACCCAGUGUUCUUCUGUAAUGACUGUGCUUCACAAAUCCGGACUCCCUCCACAUACAUUAAUCACCUAGAGUCUCACCUGGGUUUCAGGUUGAGGGACUUGUCCAAACUGUCCAGUGAACAAAUCAAUAGCCAGAUCACACAUACGAAAAGCCUCUCUGAAAAACUGAUUCCAGCUUCCUCCCCAGAGGAGGAGAGUGGCACCUCUUACCAGUGUAAGCUCUGCAACCGGACUUUUGCAAGCAAACAUGCUGUCAAGCUUCACCUCAGCAAAACUCAUGGCAAGUCUCCUGAGGAUCACCUCAUGUAUGUGGCCGAACUGGAGAAACAGUAGCACUGGCCUCAAGGAACUAGGCUUUCACUAGCCUUUUAAUAAAACAAAAACUGCACAAUGAUGCCAUAAAGCUACUGUUUAGUUUUGGCACAUGUUUUUGAUUUAUCUCCAGAGGAGACAUCUCUGGCCCAAAACGUUGUUCUUUCCUUAUUUUUUAAAAUUUAUUUUCUAAUUGUACAGUGUUUAAUAUAGAGGUGCUGCAUAAUCAGCUGUUGUUACUGGUAAAAUAUGAAGGUAAAAAAAUGAAGUGGUAUGUGUUUGGAAUUUGUGUAAAUUGGAUUUAGUUUCUUUGCAUCCUUGAGAUGCAUUAAGCUGCAUGCAUUAAUGGACAAUUUAGUUAAGCAUUUAAUAACUAAAUCUGGUGCACUUUUAUUUUGUUUUGCGUGACCUAAGUGUGCUGGUAUCAGCCUCUAACAUUUAACCCUCUGAGUACGGCGAAGCACUUCUCUGUUCAUUUUCGAAACCAAAAUCUAGAGGAAAAAUGUUUAACUUGUGGAUUGGCAUAAAGAUCAAAAUAUUAGCAAAAAAUUGGGCCAUUGUCAGUUCCAUGGAGCAUAAUCCAAUAUUGAGGUCUUGUAUAGGUAUAGAUGUAUUAAAUGCAAAGCUAAAUGGAUCCAAAAUUUCAGUCAUGUUUAACAUUAAAUCAGGGGCCUUCAUUAAUUCAGGUCUGUGUAAAAAGAAAAGAAAAAUGUAUAUAUAAAUAUAUACCAGUUCCUGUCUAAAUUAUGCAUCAUUUUUAUAUUUUUUAAUUUAAGAAGACUAUGACUAUCUGCUGGUGCACAAUAUAUGAAGACGUUAAUGAAAUUGUUUUGCACAAUAGUUUUGUAAAAUGUUAUUUAAUAAAAAAAAACACUUUUAAAACUUUUAUUUCAGCCUCGUGCUCAAAGGGUUAAACCUCUAGUACAAAUUGUACUGUUAUUUCUUGAACAUAAAAAAAUAAGAGAAAAAAAGUUUGUACAAAAGAUGUUACUUUAUGAAGUUAUAAGGCAUUCCAUGAUGUAACCUCUUAUUUAUAAGCACUCUUGGUUGUUAUUUCAUAUUGUAGAAUGCCUUUUUGAUUGGUAACUUUUUGUUCUGUCUAAUUAUUCUCCCAUGAUUCCACUGCUGCUUUAUCUUUAGGCAUAUGAAAGGUAACCCAUGGUUACCAGCACACUGAGUGACUCUGUUCUGCUACAUUUUUGGCAGUUAAUUUGCAGACGUAACUGACAGCUGACACCAUAUGAGAAUCUAUGUAUAAAAUAUUGGCAUGUAAACAGCACAGACACUGUUAUGCACUCUGUGCCCUGUUUUUGUUGUUGACAAUGAAGCACCCAUUAUAUGACUUCAUAUAACCUUUUUUCUACUGCAGCAUUAAAAUGUUUUUUGCAAUAA